GGAGGCGGGAAGAGGAGGGAGAGGAGAAAGUAUACUGCGUGGACAGAGACAAGGCAACAUUUGUUAAACAGGAGUGGAGGAGAGAACAUCUCUUCAACAAACAUUACUAUCACCACCACCAUCGCCACCACUACUGCUGCAGUGUGAGAGAGGAUACUAGUGAUAAUAGUAGAAAAAUUCUGGUGGUAUUUAUAGUGCGUCAGUGGAUGUGAAAGGAUCAGAAAAAGAAGAACAAUCGGAAACGAGAAGAUAAGAAGAAUUAGAAGGAAGACGAUAACAAAAAGUUAAAAGUAAAACAAUGUCUAACGAGCAUAAAAAAAUGCCCGGCGCUCUAGGAUGGUUGGCUUUCGACGCGGCGCGGCUGAGUCACGCCUUGGUUGACCACCGAUGGCUGUCACCUUGGGGCGUGCUGAGGCUGUGCGACUGUCUCCUGAGGGGUGUGGCGCAGGUGGUUUUCGUAAACAACCCCCUGUCCGGCUUCCUCAUCCUUAUUGGUCUGUUCCUAGCUGACGUCACGGUAGGAGGCGCCACUGUGUUCUGCAUCAUCAUCGCCUUCUUUGUAGCCAAGGUACUACUAGAUCUCCCAGACGGCCAGAUUUCAGCGGGUCUGCCUCUCUUCAGUCCUGUGCUGGUUGGGUCAGUCACGGCUUCCCUCUUCACGCCUUUCUUCAACUCCCCGAUCACUCCUGCUGUGUGGGGCUACAUGGGGGUCGCUGCGGUGUUCAGCGUGUGUGUGUUCGCUGGCCUGAGCCAUCUUCUCGCUUCACACAACCUGCCAGCCUACACCUUGCCCUUCAACAUUGCCACCUCCCUCAUCUUCUUAGGCAUGAGGGGAGCAGGGUAUGGGGCAAGUCCUACCGUUGAUACAGCCACUGACCUGCCGCCGGCCACAGAUUCCCCUGCUUUUGAUGGCUUGGAAAAUGCAAGCCUUGUAACACCCGAUGACUUGGUUCACGUGGAGUGGGAUAAGGUGUGCUUGGGGAUGCUGCUGUCCAGCGGGCAGGUGUGGGCGGUAGAGAGCGUGGCGUGCUCCGCGUUAGUGGGCGUUGCAAUGCUGCUGUUCUCGCCUCUGCUUACUGCUGCCUGCUUCGUGGGAGGAGCAAUCGGCACUCUCACUGCACUGGUGGUGUCUGAGGGACCCUACGCGGCCAGCCUACGCAGGGUGUGUGGGGAUACAAUGGGUUCCUGGCUGGCGGGGGCUAUGUUGUUCUUUGUUGUAGCGAGUCCCCGCGUGCUGGUCCUAGCUGUCGGUCAACGCCUUGCUCGCUACUUUCAUCCAAGCAGCUGUAGUACCUGUAUUUGGACAGAAUAACCUGCCAGUCUUCACAUUCCCAUUCUGCCUUGCCUCUCUCCUCCUCCUCGCUGCGGUGUCGUCCUCCUCCUCCUUCCAUCGAGUCGCCUCUCCUUCCUUCCCUGAGAACCAUCUCCUCCAACACCACCAGGAAUCAUCCGCAAGUGCAUAAGCGAGGGAGAAAAGAGGAGACAUCUGCUGCCAUGAUAGCCUGAUGCACCUCAGAGAGAAACCCUUUCGCUGCAAUUUGACACAUAUUUCCUUAAUUACAAACAACUCUUUCAUGUUCUACAGCCACAUCGAAACAUUGUACUACUUAGAAAUUGCAAAAUCUA
Scylla paramamosain (green mud crab) is the source of this 1626-nucleotide messenger RNA. RefSeq names its product urea transporter 2-like. Lineage: Eukaryota; Metazoa; Arthropoda; Malacostraca; Decapoda; Portunidae. The record is from RefSeq and is a predicted model, not a curated record. Bases 299 to 1312 code for a protein of 337 amino acids. Gene Ontology annotation, molecular function: urea transmembrane transporter activity. Gene Ontology annotation, biological process: urea transmembrane transport. Gene Ontology annotation, cellular component: membrane. The transcript has 9 exons.